This is a messenger RNA of Penicillium digitatum Pd1, 207 nucleotides long. RefSeq lists its product as uncharacterized. NCBI's taxonomy places the organism in Eukaryota, Fungi, Ascomycota, Eurotiomycetes, Eurotiales, Aspergillaceae. The record is from RefSeq and is a predicted model, not a curated record.
AUGGGUGGAGGUGGAAAGAUCCCGUACCCCAAGGAAGUCUGGUCCCCCUCUGGCGGUUGGUACGCCCAGCCAGCUAACUGGAGGGCCAACACUGCGAUCAUGGGUGCCUUUGUGAUUGGUGUCGCUGCUGUGGCCUUCAGUAUCAGCGCUGAUCGCGAACAUCGCGACAAGAUGCCCGAGCCCGGCCGUUUCUUCCCCAGCCGAUAG